CCGCCGCCACCGCCGGCAGUCGCCGCCAGCAGCCUCGUCUCUCUCUCCCGCCACAGCGACCUCAGCCUCCCGCUCGCUGCCCGCUUCCCGUCGUGCACAAUGUCCAGCUUGUUCGGCUCAUCCGGCAAAUCGACCCCUCCGCCAGACAUGGCCACUCGCAAGCAGGCCUUCAUGGACAGCUACCGCCAGGAAAUGGCUCUCACCAACGCACAGGAGCUGAUGACUAAAUGCAACGAGAAAUGCUUCGCCAAGUGCGUCGCAAAGCCCGGCAGUUCGCUCUCCGGUUCAGAACAGACAUGUCUGAGCAACUGCUUGCAGCGUUACAUGGAGGCUUUCAACAUUGUCAGCCGGACGUACAUCUCUCGGGUUCAAAAAGAGCGUCUUUCAGAGAUUGCAUGACCGUUUGCUUGGUACCGUCCAAGUACAUGUAUUUCCGCGUAGUGCGAUAAUUCAGCUGGCUCGUUUCUUGCGACACCGA
Messenger RNA from Fomitopsis serialis, 478 nucleotides. Its product is annotated as Tim10/DDP family zinc finger-domain-containing protein. The coding region runs from base 100 to 399 and encodes 99 amino acids. The transcript is spliced from 5 exons. The record is from RefSeq and is a predicted model, not a curated record. Lineage: Eukaryota; Fungi; Basidiomycota; Agaricomycetes; Polyporales; Fomitopsidaceae.